AUGGAAGAUCUGAUGAAGAAGGCCCAAGAAGAACACGAUAUUGCAAGUCAGCAGUAUAUGGAACUGGAUGAACAUGAUUCCCAGAGAAAGGCCCAGAAGGAUCGAAUAGAUGAACUCACCAUGACUAUGAAUGUGAUAGCAGAAUUCAUGGCUGGAGACAGCUACGGGGUGCCGGCUCAGCAUCGUCGACGACGGCAACAUUACUGUUGUUCACGAUGGUGGCAGGGAUUGAUCUGA
This is a messenger RNA of Penicillium chermesinum, 237 nucleotides long. RefSeq lists its product as uncharacterized. The transcript has 2 exons. The record is from RefSeq and is a predicted model, not a curated record. The coding region runs from base 1 to 237 and encodes 78 amino acids. NCBI's taxonomy places the organism in Eukaryota, Fungi, Ascomycota, Eurotiomycetes, Eurotiales, Aspergillaceae.